Penicillium cosmopolitanum is the source of this 1617-nucleotide messenger RNA. RefSeq lists its product as uncharacterized. The record is from RefSeq and is a predicted model, not a curated record. The transcript is spliced from 8 exons. Gene Ontology annotation, molecular function: transmembrane transporter activity. Lineage: Eukaryota; Fungi; Ascomycota; Eurotiomycetes; Eurotiales; Aspergillaceae. The coding region runs from base 1 to 1617 and encodes 538 amino acids. Gene Ontology annotation, biological process: transmembrane transport.
AUGUCUAGCCGCAUACAGUUUGCAGAGCCCAUUUCGAAGAAAGAGGAGCCGAUACGUGUUGGCAGGGUCGAUACUCAUGGAGAAAAGGGGUCGGCACAACGGACACUUUCUCCAGGAAACGAAAUCGUCUACCCGACAGGAUGGAGGCUGGUUCUUACAAUAAUAGGGCUUCUGAUUGGAUUUUUUCUCUCGAAUUUAGAUGUCACGAUUGUGAGCUCAUCCCUCACGAAUAUCACGGACAGCCUCGAAGGCUUUGAGAAGAGAAGUUGGAUCAUCACCGGCUACUUAGCCACUUACACCGGGUCUAUGGCAAUGUGGACAAAAGGCAGCGAUAUCGUUGGGAGGAAACACACCACUAUAGCCGCUUUUGUUAUCCUGCUCGCAUUCUCUAUUGGAUGUGGCUGCGCGAAAACAGCCAACCAACUUAUAAUAUUCAGAGCACUACAGGGCAUCGGUGGAGCUGGUGUUUACGCACUGGCAAUAUUAUGCAUAUAUGAAAUAGCUCCGAAGACGAAGCUUCCAACAUAUAGCGGGCUCAUGUCAUUCUGUCUUGUUCUUGCGUCCUUGAUUGGCCCAAUCUUGGGAGGUGCUCUUGCAAAAGACUCAGCAUGGAAAUGGGUCUUUUUAAUCAAUGUCCCCUUAACACGAGCUUCAUAUCGUUCAUUCGCCAAUCUCGAUCUUGUGGGGUCACUUCUUCUACUCUCUGGCACAUUUUUAACCAUUUCCGUCCUGAACGAGGUCAACUUGGCAUUUACAUGGUCUUCCCCGAGUGCGAUUGCUCUCCUUGUGCUUGCCGGAAUUUCGUGGGUCGGCUUUUUCGCCUGGGAAUGGCACCUCUCAGAUUUUCCCAAGCAAGAUCCGAUCUUCCCUAAGCGUUGGCUUUUUGAUCGCGCGUGGAUAGGAAUUCUCAUCUCCUCAUUUGUCACUGGCGCAGUUUUUAAUGUGGUACUAGUCUAUGUUCCGCAGCAAGCACAACUACUAUUGGAUAAAUCACCACUCGAUGCUGGUAUCUAUUUGAUUGGAUAUUCAGCCGUUGCAGCGGUCGCCGCUGGUCUUGUGAAUAUUGUCAGCUCGCGGGGUCGUAUUCCGUUUAUUUAUUCUUUGCUCGUCGGCUGCACACUCCAUACCGUAGGAGUGGGCCUUCUAUCAACGAUUGCUAGCUCUCAUGGAUUCCAUGCAACAGAUAUUGCUUAUGAAAUUAUCGCUGGGGCAGGCAUGGGGAUAACGAUGGGUAUAUUGGUGUUAGCGCCACCUUACAUCGUGGAGGAUAGAGACCUGACGAUUGCGACCGGCUUUGUUGUUCAGCUCCGGUUCCUAGGGGGAGCCCUUGGUCUGGCUAUAGCAUCGAAUAUCCUGAAUGGCCGCUUAGCGCAUCAUUUGCAGGGUAUAUUAACAAGGCAUGAACUGCACCUAUUCCUGGAAAAUGUGGAGUCGAUAAAAAGUUUGCCUGUCUAUUUACAAGAUGAGGUGAAGAAUGUUUUUGCUGGCAGUUACAGCACGCAGCUCAGGGUUAUGAUUGGAUUCGCGGCAGCACAACUACCAGCUAUUCUUCUACUCAUAAAACCCGGUCGUCAACUUGCAGCGAGAAAGGACCGGAAACAUAGUGCUUCGGAAUAG